Messenger RNA from Atta colombica, 2544 nucleotides. RefSeq lists its product as uncharacterized. The record is from RefSeq and is a predicted model, not a curated record. NCBI's taxonomy places the organism in Eukaryota, Metazoa, Arthropoda, Insecta, Hymenoptera, Formicidae. The transcript is spliced from 7 exons. Gene Ontology annotation, molecular function: odorant binding; olfactory receptor activity. Gene Ontology annotation, cellular component: plasma membrane. Gene Ontology annotation, biological process: sensory perception of smell; detection of chemical stimulus involved in sensory perception of smell.
AUGCCGCAAAAUAAGCAUCACCAGAAUGAUAUUUCGUACAUUACGCAACCAACUCGCAACAUUUUGCUCGCGCUCGGCGCUUGGCCGUUCGUCAGUAAAGGAAGAUCCGUAUAUCCAAAAGCACACAAUCUUUUACCAAUCUGUAUAUCCUACAUUUUCCUCUCUAGCGACAUUAUACCUGGUGUCCUUUACUGGUUGAUGGCAGAAACGGCGCGCGUUCGACUGCAGACGAUCCCUCUUCUCCUCUACGACUUCAUGUCUGUCAGUCAAUAUGGCAUUUUCAUAUUUCGCUAUGAUAAACUCAGGCGAUGUUUGCAACAUGUCGAGGAGGAUUGGAAAAACGUUCUCAGCGCAGACGCACGGAAUAUUAUGCUGAAAUCUGCGAGAACGGGCAAACGCUUGGUCACGAUUUGUGCAAUCUUCAUGUAUAGCGGCGCCUUUACCUUCCGAACAAUUUUGCCGUUGUUCCAGGGAAAGAUCGUCAUCGAUCAGAACAUCACGAUAAGACAUUUAGCCUGUCCGGGUUACUUCUUUUCCCUCGACGUACAAGUCAGCCCUGUUUACGAGACGGUCUUUGUAAUCCAGUGUCUAACAGGAUUCAUUGCAGUUUCGAUCGUGACAUGUGCAUGCGGUCUUACCGCAAUUUUUGUAGUACAUGCUUGCGGCCAAUUGAAAAUUUUAAUCGGCUUGAUGAGAGAACUUGUGCAAAAACAAUGGCAAGAAGAACGUGAAAUGGAUAUGAAGCUAGCUGAGAUAGUCGAACAUCAAACAAGAGUGCGCAAAGAAAUGUCGCAAAAUAAGCAUCAUCAAAGCGAUAUUUUGUACAUUACGCAACCAACUCGUAACAUUCUGCUCGCACUUGGCGCUUGGCCCUCCAUCAAUAAAGGAGAAUCCGUACACUCGAAGGUUCACAAUCUCUUGCUAAUCUUUAUGUCCUACACUCUCCUCUUUUGCGACCUUAUACCCGGUAUCCUUUAUUGGUUGAUGAAGGCAACAACGCGCGUUCGACUGCAAAUGAUCCCUCUUCUUCUUUACGAUUUUAUGUCCGUUACUCAAUACGGCAUCUUCAUAUCUCGCUAUGAUCAACUCAAGCGAUGCUUGAAGCACGUCGAGGAGGAUUGGGAGAAUAUUCUCAGCGUGGACGCACGAAACAUUAUGUUGAAAUCUGCGAGGACUGGGAAACGUCUAGUUACGAUCUGCGCAUUUUUCAUGUACAGCGGCGUCAUUACCUUCCGAGGAAUUUUACCGUUGUUCCAGGGAAAGAUCGUCAUUGAUCAAAAUGUCACAAUAAGACGCUUUGCCUGUCCGGGUUAUUACUUUUCCUUUGACGUACAAGUCAGCCCCGUUUAUGAAACGGUCUUUAUAAUCCAAUUUCUAACAGGAUUUAUUACAGUUUCGAUCGUGACAUGUGCAUGUGGCCUUACAGCAAUUUUUGUAGUACAUGCUUGCGGUCAAUUAAAAAUUUUAAUCAGUUUGAUGACAGGACUUGUACAGAAAGAAUGGCAAGAAGAAUGUGAAAUGGAUAUGAAGCUAGCUGAGAUAGUCGAACAUCAAACAAGAGUGCGCAAAUUGAAACUUAUUUCAUCUGUAAUGUUCACGAUACUGGCCGUCCUCAAGUACAGCAGUUUAGUGCUUAGUAAGAAUCAAGUAAGAAAUUGUCUAGCGCGAAUGAAGGACGAUUGGCGAAAUGUCACAAGUACCAGUGCUCGUACUUCCAUGAUUCAUAAAGCAAUGACUGCAAGACGUUUGCUCAUUCUGUGCGGCAUAUUCAUGUAUAUAUCCGGCUUAUAUUUUCGUACAAUCGUGCCGUUAAGCAAGGGAAAAACUAUCAUCAAUCAGAACAUCACAAUCAGGCAUUUGCCAUGCCCAAGUUAUUUUGUUCUAUUUAACGGGCAAAUCAGUCCAGCGUACGAAAUUAUGUUCUUUAUACAGUUCUUCUCCGGAUUCAUCAAGUAUACCAUCACGGUGGUGAUUUGCAGCCUCGCCGCUCUUUUCAUUAUGCAUACAUGUGGACAGCUUGAGAUACUGAUGACGUUAAUAAAUAGCCUGAUAAACGAAACAGAAGAAAAGAAUUUGGAUAAAAAGCUGGCCUUCACCGUGGAACAUCAGAUAAAGAUGCGAAAUUUCUUACGAUUGGUACAAAGCACUUUGCAAUAUACGAGCUUGUUAGAAGUGAUGGGAUGUACGAUAAUUGUAUGUCUUCUAGGACACGAUGUCAUCACGCAAUGGGAAAGUAAUGAUGCAGUAUCUAUAUUAAUAGAUACUAUGCUUUUUUUAACAUUUAUUUUUAAUAUCUUCCUACUAUGUUUCAUCGUUGAUCUUCUCUCGGAUCAGAGCACGAAGAUGUACAUCACUUUUUGUACUUUCGACUAGUAUCGAAUUCCACAUAAAACUGCCCGUGGUCUCAUUUUGAUAAUCUCGAUGUCUAGCAUUCCCAGUAAAAUCACUGCGGGAAAGUUUAUGGAUCUAUCUUUAAAUAGUUUCGGAGCUAUUAUGCGAUCAUCCGUGGCAUAUUUGAAUAUAUUACGCACAACCAAUAUUUAA